Messenger RNA from Papilio polytes (common Mormon), 2948 nucleotides. RefSeq lists its product as uncharacterized. The coding region runs from base 30 to 1760 and encodes 576 amino acids. Gene Ontology annotation, molecular function: chromatin binding. The record is from RefSeq and is a predicted model, not a curated record. The transcript has 10 exons. NCBI's taxonomy places the organism in Eukaryota, Metazoa, Arthropoda, Insecta, Lepidoptera, Papilionidae. Gene Ontology annotation, cellular component: nucleus; condensin complex. Gene Ontology annotation, biological process: mitotic sister chromatid separation; meiotic chromosome condensation.
UGGAAUGUCUCCCAUGAAAACAAAAAUAAAUGGCCACCGUUCUUGUUACGUUCUUCCUAAUCAUAAGAAUUUGUGUUUGUAAAAUGGACGCCGAUAGCUUGGAAACGCUUAGGGAAGGAAACUCGCAUCAGCGAGUAAAACGGUGGAGUAUGAACUCACAAAGAUUGGAAGAGAUCGUGGCGGAGUUGAUGAAACCUAUUAGUGAUGUUCGCCGCAGUUUUGAUACAGACCUUUGUGCGCUUUUAGAAGAGUACCUAACAGAGGCUGGUCUUCGUGCGCUAGAGGCGAGUGAAGGUGACAGUUCCGGUGAAGAAAUUGAUGUGGUCCCAAACUUUGCGGAGCUGGCACUUGUUCUGCAGCACUCUGCGAGUGUGUAUGGUCGUAAAGUUGAUUACCUUUACCAACAUGUUCUACGAGUUAGUGACUCUUUGCAUAAUAGUGUCAGUGAAUCAGUGAGCUCCGGUGAAGAAUCACAAACACCGAAUACCAGCCGUCGGAAGCGGAAAGCUUCAAUAAACAAUGAGUUUACUACCAUAGAACUGGAGGAGUGUCCUGGCUGCAGGCGAGAGCUGGAUGUCACCCGACCUCCGCCUACAUUGCCCAGGUUGUAUUUACAGCUGGAGCCCCGCGUGCCCACAGCAUAUGAUGCACAGCUCCUGGAUUAUGAAGGGGAACCUAUCGGCAUGUUAGCUGAUCUACAUGUCACUUGGAGAUUACAGAAUGGUUUCCUAGUCGAUGAUCUGGCGGAACCGCCAGUAGAUAACGAAUCUAUAGGAGCUACGCAACGCCCAAUGUCCCUGACAGAACUGCAGAUUGAGUUCGACAACGGCGCCCCACCAGACUCACCCCCUACUUGCUCCACACCCCUGCCCAUCACCAACCGAGUAAUCAAAGAUGAGCAUGAUGAGCAUAAUGAGGAACCAAGGCCAAUGGAAAUGCUAGAUCUAUCACCGAUACUGGACGAACCAGCUAAGAAGAAGUUAAAGAGGAAACGGAUGUCGCUAGAUGAUGUAGUCAAUGUUUCUGUCACAUUAAUGAUUACUGAUGAACAAAAGAAAAGAAAUCGUGAAGAACAUGAGUUCUGUUUACCCGAUAAGUGGAUAGCGCGUGUGAUAGAUAAACGGAAGAAACGCGCCCUUAUAGUGCGUAAAGAAUUACUAGCACAUGAACCUAGGCCACCUAACUUAGAAUUUCGCGGCAUUAUAGAACCUACAGAUAUGGAAGGUUUCCUGGGCUGGAGCAAGUCUGAGAUCGCGGCGGCGCGCGCGGCGGCCAAGCGGCCCGAGGACUCUGAUGAUGAUGGCUUCUUCGAGCAGAGCUGGUUCGCGGAGUCCGCGGAUGACACACCCUCGCAUAUUUCACAACGCCAGAACUCCAGUGAAUCAGGCACGGAGCAGCUCGUGACUGACUCGGACUGGCAGUCGUGGCGUGCGGAGGUGGUCCGCCGCGCUGCCCUCAGCGAGCGUCGUGUCGUCGACAUCCAGGCCUCCGCCGCGGUGCUGCUCAAGCACGUUCAGCAGCAGCACGGCCACGACCAGGACCUCGUCCACUGCGAUAGACUACUCUCCAUCGCUAAAGAACAAACUGAUGUCUCCAAGUUGUUCUUUGCGACGCUUUUCCUGGCUAAUGCUGGCAACAUAGAAAUGGUGCAAGGUCCACCAUUAACCACAAACUCUUUCUCCGUACGUCUGUUGUCUACGGACGAGCGACUGUACCGCACGGUGAUGCAGCAAGACUCGGAGCAACCUCUCCCACGGUGAAGUGAUGGACAUGUGGAUGAUACUAUGUGAUGAAGACUGUGUGUGAUGAACAGUGAAUGAAGUAAACUGAUGAAUUGUGAUGAAGCUCAACAUGUGUUGUAUUUUGCAAGUUCAAAUCAAAGUGUUCGUUAUCUAAAUUCAAGCACAAUGGGACCAGAAAUAUAUUUCCGGUGUUGGAAUUAUUGGUAGGGUUUCUGGAAAUCUGUGCCAUGAGUUUCUGUAAACAGUGCUUUUGCGUAGGGCGCGGUUGGAUUACGCCCAGGGCGCUGGACAGAAAGACCAGAGCUGGUAAGACCCUAAAGCUUGAAAAAAUGUCGCCCAGGGCGGCUAUUAACACUACAACUAAUAUCUGUAAAUAAUCGUAAUUAAUGUUACAAAGUACAAUGUGUUCUGAUAAAUAUCGUAGUUUGUAACCUAGACUUUGGAAGGUUUGAAAAAAAUCAGUUGAAAACGAUUUUGCACAGUUAUUUUGGACAAUAUCUUCAUUUUAGCAAAAUUGGAGAUUUCUUUCCCCUCUAAAUGUUUUAUAUUUACACUCUUCAUGUUGUCUAUUGUCUAUGGUCAAUUGUUUUUGCAUUCUAUGUCUAUUGAGUUCAAAACUUGUAGAUUAUUAUCGGUAAUGAGGGUUGCAAAAGUAUAGCCGAAUCAUCCAGAAACUUAGCAGUAUUAUUUAUGUAUAUCAAAAACACUAUUAUCUAUGGGUGCUAGCUACCAAAUGCUAAAACUAAGGUUCUCUCUAUGGUCAGCUGUCUUUACUUUAAAAACUUUUGGUUUCCACUAACUAAAGUUGUGCAAAUGUUUUUUUUCUUCUCUUUAUUUUUGAAGAGAAUAACUACAUUAAAAUUCAAUUUCAAUUGCAUUUGCAUAAAUACUACAAUCUAAUGCCAUAGUUGCAAAUUUUCUUAUUUUUAACUUUAAAAUUAGUGUUUGGACGAAUCUACUAAAUUUACUAUAUAAAUGUUUGUUUACACUCGGACAGAUGUUUUGAUCUGCCAGAUUUUUCGAUAUUUUCUUAAGAAUUUAUCUCAUGUACAUACAGGCUGUAAGAGAAUGCUUUAAAUGUUGUAAUAGAUAAGACGCGUUUGAGCCUGAUUUUGAAGGAUUUUUGCCGAUUAAAAUAUGGUUAUUAUGCUCAAAGUUUAUUAUUGUUUUUGAUUAUUAGUAUUUUAUUUCUAUUUCUUUUGUGUU